This is a messenger RNA of Diplodia corticola, 1389 nucleotides long. Its product is annotated as phosphoethanolamine. The record is from RefSeq and is a predicted model, not a curated record. The coding region runs from base 1 to 1389 and encodes 462 amino acids. Gene Ontology annotation, cellular component: cytoplasm. The transcript is spliced from 5 exons. Gene Ontology annotation, molecular function: ethanolamine-phosphate cytidylyltransferase activity. Gene Ontology annotation, biological process: phosphatidylethanolamine biosynthetic process. Lineage: Eukaryota; Fungi; Ascomycota; Dothideomycetes; Botryosphaeriales; Botryosphaeriaceae.
AUGAGUGCCGAAUCCGCCGAAUACGUGCCCGCCCCCGGCCAAUGGCCCGUCGACCCGCAGGACGACGUGCCCAUAGCUGAAGACCGCAUUUGGAUCGAUGGCUGCUUCGACUUUGCCCACCACGGCCAUGCCGGCGCCAUCUUGCAGGCCCGCCAGCUGGGCUCCGACCUGCUCGUCGGCGUCCACUCGGACGAAGCUAUCCUCGAGAAUAAGGGGCCGACGGUAAUGACGCUGAAAGAACGCGUUGCUGCCGUUGAUGCCUGCCGCUGGGCCACCAAAUCGAUCCCCCACGCCCCGUACGUGACCUCGCUGCCCUGGAUUUCCCAUUACGGCUGCAAAUAUGUCGUUCACGGCGACGACAUCACGUCGGACGCCUCGGGUGAAGACUGCUAUCGAUUCGUCAAGGCUGCUGGUCGUUUCAAGAUCGUGAAGCGCACACCCGGUAUCUCAACGACCGAUCUGGUUGGGCGCAUGCUUCUGUGCACCAAGGGACACUUCAUCAAGAAUCUGGAGAAUGUCCUGACGGGCGAAGAGGGCAGCGGCAGCGAGGAGGAGAGAAAGAGAACCGGUGCAGAGUUGAAGGAAAGAAUCAAGGUCUACGCCUCAGACGAGACUGGUCUGGCGCCAGGCAGUGAAGUCUGGGUGUGGCAUGGUGAGCAAGACAAAGCCGCGGAGCCGAGUGCGGCGGGUGGAACUGGGAAAUGCUCCAAGAUGGUCCCGGGAACUGCCCCUCGCAAGGGCCAGCGCGUGGUCUACGUUGAUGGCGGCUUUGACCUGUUCUCUUCCGGUCAUAUCGAGUUUCUGCGACAGGUGGCCAUGCUUGAGGAAGAGGAAGGCAAGAAGCGCGACUGGUAUUCCGCCGAGGCCGUUCAGCAGCGCAUUGCCGAGACCGGGUCCGACUACAGCCCGUACUAUGUGGUCGCUGGUAUCCAUGAUGAUGAGGUCAUCAACCACUGGAAGGGCAUCAACUACCCGAUCAUGAACGUAUUCGAGCGCGGCUUAUGCGUCCUGCAAUGCAAGUACAUCAACGCUGUGGUCUUCUCUGCUCCAUUCACGCCCACCCCGGCGUUCCUGAAUUCGCUUCCAUAUGGAACGCCCAAUGUCGUUUACCAUGGCCCUACCUCGUUCAUGUCGUCUGUUGAAGACCCCUACAAGGACGCCAAGGAGCUCGGAAUAUUCCAAGAGGUGCCUGCGCAUGACUUCCAGCACGUCAACGCUGGUGAAAUCGUUGAACGCAUCAUGGCGAGCAGAGCCAUGUACGAAGAACGGCAGCGGAAGAAGGGCGUCAAAGGAGCUGGGGAGGAUGCAAUCAAGCGCAGAGAGGAACUGGAAAGAGAGGCGAGGGCGGUGGAAGCCGAACGUGAAGCCGAACGUGAAAGACGGUCGUAA